GGUAUCCUCGCUGGCCAGUUCCACGAACUGAGCACCCCUGCCUUUAUCGUCUGCUUCGCCUUCCUCCAGUUCUUCUUCAACUUCGGUGCCAACACGUGCUGCUACCCCGCGGAAGUCUUCCCGACCAAGUUCCGCGCGUCCGCGCACGGCAUGUCCGCCGCGUGCGGCAAGGCCGGCGCGAUCCUCUCCGCGCUCGCCUUCAACUCGCUCUCCAAGCAGAUCGGCACCCCCGCCGUGCUCUGGAUCUUCUUCGGCUGCUGCAUCGCCGGCGCAGGAUUUACGCUCCUCCUGCCCGAGGUCCGCGGGCGUGAUCCCGACGUGGUCUACGAAGAGGAGCUCCGCGAGCGCCGCGCGCUGCGUCACGACUGA
Molecule: messenger RNA, 369 nt
Organism: Epithele typhae
Lineage: Eukaryota; Fungi; Basidiomycota; Agaricomycetes; Polyporales; Epitheliaceae
Exons: 3
Biological process (GO): transmembrane transport; carboxylic acid transport
Cellular component (GO): plasma membrane
Molecular function (GO): carboxylic acid transmembrane transporter activity
Source: RefSeq, a predicted model, not a curated record